GUAAAGAGGAACGACGGCACGGGGCCAGAGGCCGGACAGCUGGGCCGCACGCACCGGAACCGAGCGGAACUGCGCGAAAAGCAGCGAAGAGAAGAAUGCUGCGUGUCGUGAACGCGGCACUGCGAGGAAUCGUAGCGAGGACGACAAGCACGAGUGCAGUGAGUUGCGUUACUUCAAGAUGCGACUCUGUUUUCAAUUCUGUACAUAGAGGAUUUGGGGCACUGUCAAUCGCCGUCCAAAAAUGGGCAGCUACUGGACCUACACAACACAAGACAUUACUAAAUUAUGCGGCGACGGAAAAUCGUCUAACUUUGCCAGCAGAACCUGUUAAUGUGCCAGUGAGAACACUAAUCAAGUUUUCCAUGACAAAAGGAAAGCGGCGGACCGUGAAGACGGUUGUAAAACGUUUCUACCGACUGCACUGGGGUAUCUGGAUCAGAACGAUGACAGGUCGACAUAACAAACUAUGGACAAAAUCAAUCUCUAGAAAGAAAAGACUGCGGCGACACGUAUUCUGCAAUGCCACGCAGUCGACGUUACUCGACAAGAUGACGUCUAAAUACUGGAAGAGACGACACUACUACGUCGACGAUCCGUACGAGCCGUAUCACAACCGCGAAGAGUUUAUGAUCACCCGGAGAAAACCGUUACCUUAAUCAUUACCUAAUUGUUAAUUACUAGAAUUAUUGAAGGAGUAUUAAAGAUAUUGCUAUUAAA
Molecule: messenger RNA, 717 nt
Organism: Monomorium pharaonis (pharaoh ant)
Lineage: Eukaryota; Metazoa; Arthropoda; Insecta; Hymenoptera; Formicidae
Gene: mRpL35
Product: 39S ribosomal protein L35, mitochondrial
Exons: 4
Coding region: 96-656 (186 amino acids)
Biological process (GO): translation
Cellular component (GO): mitochondrion; ribosome
Molecular function (GO): structural constituent of ribosome
Source: RefSeq, a predicted model, not a curated record